CCGCUGGACGCGAGCACGGGAGCGGCGCGGCGGCCUGGCGGGUUUGUCGGUGUGAAGGCGCCUCGCAGGAGCGGGGCCGUCGGUAGCGCCGAGAGGGAAAACGAAAACUUCCCCCGGCGAGCUGCGCUUCCCCGUGCGCUGGCGGGGAGGAAGGAGCUGGGGGGAAGCAGCCGAGUUCUUGAAAAUCGAGGCAAUGUAGACAAAACCGAGACAAUUCCGGAGUUAGGUCUUAACGGCGGUCUAGCGCCAGGCCGGGCGGCGGCGGAGCUGAGCUGAUGCUCGGCAGUGCCGCUGCUCCCCAGCGGGUCCCUGCCUCGGCCUGCGGGAGGAGGCGGAGCCCGGGGGCAGGGGGAGGGACAGAAACAGCAACAAAACCCCCCUUUUUGAUCUCGGGGAAGUAAAACGUACAAAAAUGCAGCGAGCAGGCUUGGGAGGCGUUUGCUGCGUUACACAAUUUUGUUCCUCUGUGCUGUUUUCUCACAGCACUACCCUGUUUUGGGUAGGCGGCGAUUUUUAACGCUGAACUGUUCAAACCGCUUCGCACACGGGGCUCAGACGCGGACAGGCAGCGAGCGCGGGCCGUGGCUUCGAACAGUGCUUUCCUUCAGCAGCUCGAUUUUGAAAGGGGACAGGCCAAGUACAGGACAGCAAUCCAACCUGACAUCCUGGAGCUGUCCGCUUUCCUUUCGCGGGUUUCCGGACUGAGUAUCUUACCUCAAAUUUCAAAAUGGAACUGGACAUCCAGUGUGAGGAGAUGAACCCAGCUCGAUGGGCUGAACUUCUUUCCACCAUGAAAUCCUGCAAAACCAUCAGGCUGGAUGAUUGCAGUCUCUCCAGUAGUAACUGCAAGGAUCUCUCCUCCGUCAUUAAUAUGAAUCCAUCCCUCACAGAGCUGAAGCUGAACAACAACGAGCUGGGAGAUGAAGGCAUUGAAUACCUGUCUAAAGGGUUACUGAUGCCAGGCUGUAACUUGCAGAAAUUAUGGCUGCAGAACUGCAAUCUAACGAGUGCCUGCUGCGAGACUCUCUGCUCUGUCCUCAGUGCACAGCCCUCGCUGACAGAGCUGCACGUGGGUGAUAACAGACUCGGAACCGCUGGGGUAAAGGUGCUGUGUCAAGGGCUCAUGAACCCCAACUGCAAGCUACAGAAGUUGCAGCUGGAAUAUUGUGAACUCACAGCUGAUAUUGUGGAAGCUCUCAAUGCUGCUCUGCAAACCAAGCCCACCCUGAAGGAGCUCAGCCUAAGUAACAACACGCUGGGAGAUACGGCUGUAAAACAACUGUGUCGGGGACUAGUGGAAGCCAAAUGUGAUCUAGAGCUAUUACACCUGGAGAACUGUGGAAUAACCAGCGACAGUUGUCGGGAUAUUAGCGCUGUCCUCAGUAACAAGUCAUCCUUGAUAGAUCUGUCCGUGGGGGAUAACAAGAUUGGGGACUCUGGUUUGGCUCUGCUAUGCCAAGGACUGCUGCAUCCGAACUGUAAAAUUCAGAAGCUAUGGUUAUGGGACUGCGAUCUCACAAGUGUUAGCUGUAAAGAUCUCUCCAGAGUCAUCAGUACAAAAGAAACCCUCAUAGAGAUAAGUCUGAUAGACAAUAACCUGAGAGACUCGGGCAUGGAAAUGCUGUGUCAGGCACUCAAGGAUCCAAAAGCUGGACUGCAGGAGCUAUGGGUUAGAGAGUGUGGGCUCACAACUGUCUGCUGUAAGGCAGUCAGCUCUGCUCUCAGCAUGAACAAACACCUGAAAGUACUGCAUAUCGGCGAGAACAAGUUGGGAGAUGCAGGCGUUGAACUCUUGUGCGAAGGGCUGCUGCACCCAAACUGCAACAUUCAGUCCCUGUGGCUGGGUAACUGCGAUCUCACAGCAGCCUGCUGCGCGACACUCGCCACGAUCAUAGUUGCCAAACAGUGUCUUACAGAGCUGGACCUGAGCUACAACACUCUGGAAGAUGAAGGCAUGAGGAAGAUCUGUGAAGCCUUGAGGAAUCCAAACUGCAAGCUGCAGCAGUUAAUUUUGUAUGACAUUUUUUGGAGCUCGGAAAUGGAUGAUGAACUAAGAGCCCUGGAAGAAUCCAAACCUGAACUGAAGAUCAUUUCCUGAGUGGUGACUGAGUGGUGACUGACUGCCUGCAGAGCCAAGUCGAAGCAAUAUCCUCUUCUUAAUCUGAACUUUUCAUAUAUAAAGCUAAUUAACUUAAUAUAGAACGUGCUUCUACCAAAAAACAUUCAUGGAGUACCUGAGUGGCUGUCCAAGAGAGUUGAUAAGCCUCCUGUGCAUCACUGCACAUACUAAACUUGAGGCUUAAUAAAGCUUUUUUAAGUUUUCACUGCUGCAUUGCUAUCCUCAAACUAAACGCUUACUGGUCAUCUGCUAGAAGUGAGUCUCUACCUUUUAGGAACUUUUUAAUCCCUCCUAAUCUCUCCUAAUGUAUUAGUCAUCCUUUAAGGAGAACUAAAGCAAGAGGAGAACAGCCCAAAAUUUUUUUACUGGGUGGUGCUUUUGACAGGUCUCUGAGGAAAGCUCUCCAAAACCAACACAAACUCUUUUUUAAUCUAAAAUUGAGCUUUCCCCUGCUUUCCUUAGAAGAGUUCUUGGAAGAAGAGUGCUAGAGAAGAGAGAAGUGAAUGGCUGUUCAGCUACUUAACUUCAGAAUUAGCUUCCUUGGAAAAAUGAAUUUCCUACAAACAAAAGAUGCUGUGCAUUUUUGCUAGUACUGGGAACGAUUAAAUGGUUUGAUACGUUUGCUCUGGUAAGAAUGGUUCUAUGGAAUGUAUUAAAAUCUGUUUGCAAAGAAUUAAA
This is a messenger RNA of Rhea pennata, 2797 nucleotides long. RefSeq names its product ribonuclease/angiogenin inhibitor 1 (gene RNH1). The coding region runs from base 728 to 2098 and encodes 456 amino acids. NCBI's taxonomy places the organism in Eukaryota, Metazoa, Chordata, Aves, Rheiformes, Rheidae. The transcript has 10 exons. Gene Ontology annotation, molecular function: protein binding. Gene Ontology annotation, cellular component: cytoplasm. The record is from RefSeq and is a predicted model, not a curated record.